Oryzias melastigma (Indian medaka) is the source of this 2549-nucleotide messenger RNA. RefSeq names its product fyn-related Src family tyrosine kinase (gene frk). Lineage: Eukaryota; Metazoa; Chordata; Actinopteri; Beloniformes; Adrianichthyidae. Gene Ontology annotation, molecular function: ATP binding; non-membrane spanning protein tyrosine kinase activity; signaling receptor binding. Gene Ontology annotation, cellular component: extrinsic component of cytoplasmic side of plasma membrane. Bases 194 to 1765 code for a protein of 523 amino acids. The transcript is spliced from 8 exons. Gene Ontology annotation, biological process: cell differentiation; innate immune response; protein phosphorylation. The record is from RefSeq and is a predicted model, not a curated record.
CGCGGCGCUCCUCAUUCCAGGCAGGUGCAGGUGAUUACCGGAGUCCGGACCGUGCCCGCCUUCAGUCCGGGAGCUCGUCACGGCAGCUCGUUCUGCGUCGAGGAGCCGCGGAGCCUCCGUGGAACCAGGAUGCUUUUCCCGCCAGCCUCACCCGUGAUGACCGCCGCGCACACCUGCUGACUCCGCUUCAACCAUGGAGGAACGCAAGAGCCCGCUGGCCGCGUGCUGGCAGAACUUUCUGGCUUGCUUUAAAAGGCCGGGUCAGACUGAAAACGCGUCCAAACGCGAGGAGAAAGGAGCCACGGUGAUAGCGAACCCCAUCGCUCUGUCAUCCAAGGACCCCAACUCUACCGGGGAAAGACCCCUGCCCCCCCUGCCGGGGAAGACCGGCGGGGAGUAUUAUGUGGCUCUGUACGACUACUCCGCGAGAACCGCCAACGACCUGAGCUUCAACAGCGGGGACACCCUAGAGGCGCUGGACAAGCGCACGGGGGAGUGGUGGCUGGCCAGGGCCCUGACCGGGAUCUCUGCCUCCAAGCAGGGCUACAUCCCCGCCAACUAUGUGGCCCCUGUGGAGAGCAUCAACGCAGAGCCGUGGUAUUUUCCGGACACUAAGAGGCUGGAUGCUGAGAAGAUGCUGCUGGCUGAAGGGAACUCUCAUGGAGCUUUCCUCAUCAGAGACUGUGAAAGUCAGAAGGGAGAUCUGUCCCUGUCAGUGUUGGACAGUGGGAAGGUGAAACAUUACAAGCUGAGAAAAGCCACUAACGGCGACUUCUAUGUGUCCAAGAACAAAUCCUUUCCCAAUUUGAAAGAGUUGGUGGAGUUCUACUCCAAGCAGCCUGACGGGCUGUGCGUGCGUUUGGGCCAGCCAUGCAAAAAGAUGGAGGCCCCGCAGACCUUUGGGCUGUCCUACAACACAGUGGACAUCUGGGAGAUCGAUCGCAGCUCCAUCAAAAUGCUGAAGCGGCUGGGAGCCGGCCAGUUUGGAGAAGUGUUCGAGGGCCUGUGGAACAACACCACGCCUGUGGCUGUGAAGACCCUCAAACCCGGCUCGAUGGAUCCAGAGGACUUCCUGAGGGAGGCUCAGAUCAUGAAGAAGCUACGGCACCCGAAGCUCAUCCAACUGUACGCCGUCUGCACGUUGCAGGAGCCCAUCUACAUCAUCACGGAGCUGAUGAAGCACGGCAGCCUGCUGGACUAUCUGCAGAAUGAUAAAGGUGUCACUUUGGGCAUCUCGGACCAAAUCGAGAUGGCCGCUCAGGUGGCGUCCGGCAUGGCGUAUCUGGAGCUGCAGAACUACAUCCACAGAGACCUGGCAGCCAGGAACGUUCUGGUGGGGGAGAACAACGUCUGCAAGGUGGCAGACUUUGGCCUUGCUAGGGUCUUCAUGAAAGAAAGUGAAAACGUGUAUGAGGCCAGGGAGGGAACCAAGUUUCCCAUAAAGUGGACCGCACCAGAGGCCAUGCAUGAGAACCGAUUCACCAUCAAGUCUGAUGUCUGGUCCUUUGGCAUUUUGCUGUAUGAGAUCAUGACGUUUGGGCACAUGCCUUAUCCAGGAAUGUCCAACGUUCAGGUGAUUCAGAAAAUCCCUACGGGCUACAGGAUGCCCUGCCCCCCCAACUGCCCCAAGAUACUGUAUGACAUCAUGGUGGAUUGCUGGAAGGAGAACGACCAGGACCGGCCUACGUUUGAGACCCUGCAGUGGAAACUGGAGGAUUAUUUUGAAAUGGACAUGAACUCCUAUGAUGAUGCUAGCCGUUAUUAGAAAUGAAGUUAUCUGUAGGCCUAAUUACACUGAAUCUAUAGCAGGUUCAUUUCAGACCCUCCGGGAAAUUUGAGAUGAAGGAUAGAAGGAUUCAUGCUGAAUCUGACGCACAGAGACUGGUUAAAGCAGCAGUUCAUGCCAGCAUUCCUGCUCUUAUGUAGAAACUGAAUGCAGUUCCAGACCAACAGAAUGUCUUUCCCCAUACCUGAAGCAUCGACACAAAGUGUGUCUAUCUGUGGAUCUGGAGCAACAGGUUCUGUUGGUUUCUGGCAUUGUGCACAUUCUUUCCACUGGUGACGAGUCAGACGGCUUCAGGAAGCCUUUUGAGAGAAUGGAGGCUGGGUUCACUUUAACCUUCACCACGUUUGAGCACUGGCUCUGUCCCGCCAAAUCCUGCAGGAAAAGAAAGAAUCGCUUGAGUUGAUGUUAACAAGAAAUUUCCGAUCACUUGUGGCGAUGAAGUAAAAAGAAUCAUACAGAUGUAAGCCUUUUGUGAUGCCAAUGAUCACAUCCGCUGAUUUGGAUGAAUCUGUUGACAGAGUUCAGGUGAAUCUCCACCUUUGUGCUUCGUCUGCAGCAUGUCUGCCCACUGCACCACAGCGCCGCACCCACCGAGGAUUGAUGCUUCAUUUGUGUGUGAACUGCACUCCCCCCACUGUCCUUCAUCUGCUGUUUUUAAUGUUCUGGAUCUUUAAUUGUGUUUGAGAGCUAGAAAAAUGUUAAUGUGAAUACGUGUUUUAACUUAAUUACCAUAAUAUGAUUAAAUUACUUUUAAUAAGCAGUA